GAUCUGACAGUUUGUGUGAUGCGCGUUCUUUCUGUCACUCCACUCGUUGUUCUUUCUUCGUCUGUCUGUGUUAAGGUGCUUGUUACCUCUUAAAUGGCGAUUGUGCAUUAAGCUGUGCCGCUGCUGCAUAAUUUUGACGGUAAUCUGCUAAUAUACGGAAUACGACGGUAAAUCUCCGGUCGAAUAUCGAACGCGUUUGAAGCGGAGGGCAAAAUCUGCUGCACAAGCUCCAAACAAAAAACAAACAUGUCGGUCGCUUACUCCCAGCAGCAACAAUCUCAACAGCCACCGAAUCCGGGCAACCGGGGUGGUCCCGGUGGGCCAAUGAACCGUGGCCAGGGACCGCCGCCCAGUCCGAUGCACAUCCAGAAAAUCCUGGACGAGAACGCCGGCCUGAUCCAGACCAUCCAGGACUUUCAGAACAUGGGCAAAGCGCACGAGUGCAUGUCGUACCAUGUAGCGCUGCACCGGAAUCUGGUCUACCUGGCCAACCUGGCCGAUCCGCAGCAUAACAUCCAGGCCUUGCUACCGCCUCCUCAUGUACUUCAACACGGAAGUGGUCCUCCAAUGCACGGAGUUCCUCCGGGUGCCGCUGCACCAGGGCCAAUGCCCGGACACGAAGGAGAUCCAACGCAUGGACCCCAAGCUCAAACACCUGGGCCGAAUCAAUCCGCCGCUCCUGGGGGUGCCCCUCCUGGUGGAGUAGAACAGCCUCCGUCAUCGGUUCCGAAUGCUCAGCCACCAUCUCAACCACCCACUAGCCAGUCUCAUCCGCCGCCGCCCAAUCAACAACCGGUGGGUAGCUACCGUGGAGGUCCGCAAGCGCCUCCACCGACAUCUUCUGCUGGACAAACUGCUUCCAACCAGGGUCCUCCGGUUCCAGGACAACCGGGAAGACCUGGUGUGCCACCACAGCAAGCUCCAAUGCCUCAACAGAAUCAAGGCUAUCCGCCACAACGUGGUCCCUAUCAGCAGCAUGGACAUUAUCCCGGUUAUCCUCCACCAAACCAACCCUACCAAGGUCAACCGGGAUACCCUCCGUAUGGACCACCGAAUCCUGCUCAGGGCUAUCCACCUAAUGCUCCACAGUCUUAUCAUCACGGCGGAAUGCCACCAACCACUUCUGGAUCAGGCCCUCCACAAGGAUCUCCAUACCCGAGCGCGGGACCACCUCAAGGACCGCAAGGUGGACCUCAACAGGGAAGCUACCAACAAGGACCUCCAAAUGCUCCAGCAUCACAACCGCAAAUGUACGGUCCACCCGGACAGUAUCCACCACAGCCAGCAGGAGGACCUCCAAUGCCACAUGCAUACCCAGGCUAUGGCAGCCCGACUCCUCCGAAUGCCUACGGUCAACCACCUUCGGGAUAUCCACCAGCAGGUGGUCAGCCAAGCUAUCCUCCACCACAGCAACAGUAUCCUUCCAGCUAUCCUUCAAGCCAACCUGUUCCACAUGGUCCUCCAACACCUUCUAUUCCAACCAGUGCUCCAAGUCAGCCAACUCCUCCAGCAAGUGCUCCAUCAACUCAGUCAAGCGGCGCUCCUACUUACACCAAUCAGUCCAGUCCAGCACCAGGUCAAACGUCUUCACCCAGUCCAAGCUCAAAUGCCCCACCAGCUAGCGUUUCGCACUCGCCAAUGCCUCCGACAACUUCAACCGGCUACGCCACGGCAGGUCCUGGAGCUCCUGGUCCCGUACCUCCUCAAGCUUACACAUCUCCACCAGCUGGACAACAUCCUCCACAAGGCAGCUACCCACAGCCUCAAGCUCCUGGUCAGCAGCCUCCUGGUCCACCCCAGUCCUACAGCGCCACUCCACCAUCCACUCAGCACCAGCAGCCACCAGGCAGUUAUCCUCAGGCCGCUCCCGGAGGACCACAAGGACAAGGACCACCACCAGGCCCAGCCCCGUAUCCGCCUCAUGGCUACCAUCAGCAAGGCUACUCUCCGAUUCCACCACCCCAAGGUCAGUACCAGCAGGCGGCCCAAGGUUAUCAGUAUCAGCGCCCUCCCGGUGGCCAAAUGCCUCCACCAGGACCACAGGGACCUCCACCCCAGGGAGCCUACGGGUACGGUUACGGACAACCUCCGCAGUAGGCAUAGGGCGCGCGCUGCCGCAAGAUCAUCGGUCCGAGAAUCUCAGAUCAACGGAAUGGGGCCGCUUCUCAACUCUCUAGCAAGAGCCUACACAACGAACAAGCCAGCAGAGCCACCGGUGGUCACACGGAUGAUGGACACAAGCCCGAUGGAGAAGCUGAUUUUCACCGAGAAGGUAGUAAAACGUUUAUUUUUAUGAGUUUUUUUUUUUGCUUUUUUUUAUCCUUUACAAAGACGACGUUGAGCGGAAAUCUCCAACCUGUAUUCCAAAUUGUAGACCACCCUAGUGUUUAGGUAAGCAAGUUUCACCCUAUCGAUAUUUCAUGUAGUAGUAUCGUAUAAGCAGAUUGAUGUGUAAUGUUGGAUUCCAUAUGGUUAUAGCUACUUUGUGCAUGGAACAAAAAAAAAAAUGUAUUUUGAGAAUCUAAUAAAAGUCAGUUACGAAACUGGAAA
This is a messenger RNA of Aedes aegypti (yellow fever mosquito), 2550 nucleotides long. Its product is annotated as basic proline-rich protein. The record is from RefSeq and is a predicted model, not a curated record. The transcript has 4 exons. NCBI's taxonomy places the organism in Eukaryota, Metazoa, Arthropoda, Insecta, Diptera, Culicidae. Bases 247 to 2097 code for a protein of 616 amino acids.